CAAUGCACACAACAAAGGCCAACUCCAACAUAGAGUGACAAACUAUACUACGUCUCAUUUCAUAUCCCUAUUCCCUGCCUAUAGCCAUGGUUUUCCAAACAACCAAUGCUCACUUCGUCUUGUUUCCUUUGAUGGCCCAAGGUCACAUCAUUCCCAUGAUGGACAUUGCAAGACUACUGGCUCAACGUGGAGUAACAGUUACCAUUUUCACUACCCCAAAAAAUGCAUCACGUUUCAAUUCGGUUCUUUCUCGUGCCAUUUCAUCCGGCCUUCAAAUUCGGUUAGUACUAUUUCAUUUUCCAUCAAAAGAAGCAGGACUACCUGAAGGGUGUGAAAACCUCGACAUGGUAGCUUCGAGCGAUAUGAUCUACAAAAUCUUCCUAGCCAUCAGCUUGCUCCAGAAGCCUGCAGAAGAAUUGUUUCAACAGCUAACACCCAAGCCAAGUUGCAUAAUCUCUGAUUUUUGCAUUCCUUGGACUGCUCAAGUAGCUGAGAAGUUUCAUAUUCCAAGGAUUUCAUUCCACGGUUUUUCUUGCUUCUGCCUCCAUUGUCGACACAUGAUACACACUUCAAAGGUUUCGGAAGGCCUCACUUCAGAAUCCGGGCACUUCAUUAUACCUGGCAUACCUGACCAAAUUCAAGUUACUAAAGAUCAAUUACCUGGAACGGUCACAAAGAUGAAUGACUACAUGGAGCGAAUUCGUGAUGCUGAAAUGAAGUCAUAUGGGGUAAUCAUAAAUACGUUUGAAGAGUUGGAGAAGGCAUAUGUGAGGGAUUACAAGAAGGUGAAAAAUGAUAAGGUGUGGUGCAUUGGUCCUGUUUCAUUCUGUAACAAAGAAGGCUUAGAUAAGGCUCAAAGAGGCAACCAUGCCUCGAUUAAUGAGCACCAUUGCUUCAAGUGGCUAGAUUUGCGUCAAUCCAAGUCUGUGCUCUAUGUUUGUUUUGGAAGCUUGUGUAAUUUGAUUCCUUCGCAGCUUGUGGAGCUGGCCUUGGCCUUGGAGGACACUAAAAGACCAUUUGUAUGGGUUAUUAGGGAGGGAAGUAAGUUCCAAGAGUUGGAAAAGUGGAUCAUGGAAGAAGGGUUUGAGGAAAGGACCAAAGGGAGAGGCCUUAUAAUUCGAGGUUGGGCUCCACAAGUACUAAUAUUAUCACACCCUGCCAUUGGAGGAUUCUUAACACACUGUGGCUGGAAUUCAACACUUGAAGGAAUAAGUGCUGGCGUGCCAUUGAUUACUUGGCCUUUAUUUGGUGACCAAUUUUUAAAUGAGAAGCUCAUUACUCAAGUGUUGAAGAUUGGUGUGAGCGUUGGGGUAGAGAUUCCAAUGAAGUGGGGAGAGGAAGAGAAAGUAGGUUUGCAGGUGAAAAAGGAAGAUAUUAAGAAGACAAUAUGCAUGGUGAUGGAUGAUGAUAAUGAAGAAAGUAGAGAGAGAAGAGAAAGGGCAGGCAAACUCAGUGAGAUGGCAAAGAGAGCCGUUGAAAAAGAUGGUUCUUCUCAUCUUGAUAUGACUUUGCUUAUCCAAGACAUUAUGCAACAAUCAUGUAAUGGUGAGGAGGAUAUGAAGCUGACGCCUAAAGACUCGUAAUUUACAUGUCGUGCUUAAUUUGUUUUCAACUAUCUAGAGUGAUAUUUGCGUACUCAUUUUAUUUAAGUUGCUUUGACACCCAUAUUUUUUAAGGUUCAAAAAGGAGAGAAAAUUAAAUUUUAAUUUCUCUUUUUUAUUUUUUAUCUUAAAUGGUGUGAGUGGGAAAAAAUUGUCAUUGUCCAGUUUUAUGUAGGGUGUAUUUGUUAGACACUGUAGUUUGCAAAAAACAAUUGUAUCAUGAAUAUGUUGUAUUUUAUUAA
Molecule: messenger RNA, 1843 nt
Organism: Cajanus cajan (pigeon pea)
Lineage: Eukaryota; Viridiplantae; Streptophyta; Magnoliopsida; Fabales; Fabaceae
Source: RefSeq, a predicted model, not a curated record